AGAGCCUCAUUUGCUAUGGCACCGACCUGUAUCCAUGGACAUGAUGCAUGGACAAAGUUGAAUUUCUGUUUUGACUGGCUUUUCUAUGGGAACAAAUCUCAAACGAGGCUGAUUGUUGAUGUUGAUCUUCUACACUACUGGAGAGAAAUGGCGGCAGAUGGUCAUAGUGGGAGUUUCAGCAUAGACGGCAGUAAAACCAUGUCAUCAAGUGGAGAAGCAGAGCAAGGGAAAGAUGAGUUGAACCAAACCUCUUCUCCAAUGACAGAGGCUGGUCUCACAGAUACCUUGCAGAAAAUUAUAUCAGAGGAAAAAGAUGCUACAGAUCCCAAAAAAGCUAGGCGAGAUGUGAGAUGGAUGAGCACACGACCAUACCUAGACCAGACUGUUGUGCCAAUAUUACUUCAGGGCUUAAUCGCCCUUUCAAAAGAAAGGCCUCCAGAUCCGAUCGAAUAUUUAGCAACAUUUCUUCUUCGGAACAAGAACGCCUAUGAAAAUAACCAGCCACCAUCUUGAUGUUUAAUUUCUAUGGAGCUCUACAUGACAGACUUUCACAAUUCCCCUUUCUGUAAAGUGUUUGUUUGGGUCUUUUCAUCGAUUUUUCUUCGAAUUUUCUUCGAUUUUUCUUCAAUUUACUACUUUUGAGAAGAAUCAUAGCCUGAUUGA
Rhopilema esculentum is the source of this 663-nucleotide messenger RNA. RefSeq names its product protein dpy-30 homolog. The record is from RefSeq and is a predicted model, not a curated record. Lineage: Eukaryota; Metazoa; Cnidaria; Scyphozoa; Rhizostomeae; Rhizostomatidae.